AUGGAUGCCAACUGCCAUAAAACUCCAACGAAGAAGAAGAAGAAGAAGAAGAAGAAGAAGGGGAGACACCUACAGGCAAGGAGAGUGUGUAAUGUGUGUUGUGGAACAUCUUCUCAGUUAUCUCGAGCUGUUGAGAAAGAUGAUGAGGACGAUGAUGAUGACUUGAAGGAGGUUGCUACAGAAAAGAUCACUAUGCUAUAUGGAGAUGAUGCAGACCAGAAAACAUUAGAAGAGCUCCAGAAUGAUGAAAAAUUUGCUGAGAUUGAAAACUUUUUAUCUGCAUAUGAAUUUACCAACAAUGUUGCAAAUUACGUACAACACAGUGAGUCAAGUUCUGGUGACUGGUUCUGGCCGCUUGUGAAAACUGUGACAAUCAAGAUUCCAGACUGUCAUGAACUCCUGGAGCACAUUGUGCUUCUUGAUAUUCCUGGGAGUGGAGACUGCAGUAGGACUAGAGAUGACUUGUGGAAAUCUAAACUGAGAGAGUGCUCUUCUGUGUGGAUUGUAAGUGAAAUCAAGCGAGCAAUCUCUGACAGAGACCCCUGGGGGAUAUUAAAGCACUGCAUUGAAGAACUGGGACCGGGAGGAAAAUGCAAAAGCAUCAACUUCAUCUGUACAAAGACCGAUGACUUCAAUCCAAAAGAGUAUAUGAGAAAAUAUUCAACUGACAAUCAGUUUCAAGUUUUCACUGUAAGUUCCAAAGCAUUCUUUGACGACAAUUUAAAUCUGAAAUCAAGUGAAACAGAAAUCCCAAAUCUUCAGGAUGAUCUGAGGAAUAUUAACGAGAGCAUUAAUCGAGAACUGACCAGAGAUUAUGUCAAUAAAGCAAAGGGAGUUUUGUCCUUGAUCCAAAGUGGCCAGCUGGAUACGGACAAGAAAAUGAUUGAAAUGAAAGUCAACAUCCGCAACGAAUUUGAGAAGAACCUAAUGAAGGCACUAAUUGAACUGGACAAAUAUUUUGACAGCAUUUAUAAAGAUCUGGAGCAGCGUCUCUCAAAUGGAGUGGAAGAAUCAGUGCAAUCAUGUGUAGCUUCCACAAAAAAAUGUAUAGCACCUAAAAAAGAUGGAAGGGGGUUCCAUAAAAUCCUUGGUGCUUUGUGCAGGAACUACGGAUGCUAUUGGUCAAAAAAUUGGAAUGUAAUUCUAGACCUAAACAAGUCUUUAGCCGAACAUUUGCACAAAUACGUUGAGGAAUAUUUCUGUCAGAUUUUUCCUGCUACUGAAAAAACAGGAAAGUCAAUGCAGGAACAGAUUGAUAAGUUCAGUAUCAUCCAGAGUGACUCUGCUUACCCCAGCUCUGAAAUACUACAUCACAUUCAGGACUUCAUCAAAACAGAGGAAACCAAACUAAAGGCAACACUCAACAGAGACAUUGUUGAGAUGAAGAAGGAUAUCUACUCAUCAAUACAAAUAACAAUUGAGAACGAAAUGAGUUCUUGCUAUCAGCAAGCUGCAGCUUUGACAGGAACAGGAUCCAUGAAGAAACGGCAAGACCUGUUAAUAACCACAGUCGAUGAGAUAAAACAAGUUCAACAAAGCAAAAAUGGAAGUGCUAAAAAGGUUUAAAAACUUAAAGCUGGACAUAAAGAGUGUUCUUGAAAAUAAACUACAGGAAGCAAUAAAACGCUCAGAAACACAAACCAGUAAACAGACACAGCUGGAUGUCUCCAGAGAGAUCAAAGAGCUGGAGAGACUUCUAGAGCUACUAUCUGACUGAUGGCCAUCAAGCAAUAAGAAGCUCAAGAGAAACAGCAUAAAUCACAAAAGAAACAUACACA
Messenger RNA from Sinocyclocheilus grahami, 1778 nucleotides. RefSeq names its product nuclear GTPase SLIP-GC-like. NCBI's taxonomy places the organism in Eukaryota, Metazoa, Chordata, Actinopteri, Cypriniformes, Cyprinidae. The coding region runs from base 1 to 1566 and encodes 521 amino acids. The transcript has 13 exons. Gene Ontology annotation, molecular function: GTPase activity. The record is from RefSeq and is a predicted model, not a curated record.